UCCCGCUGUGCCCGCAGGCGUCUCGUCCUCCUGCCGGCGUGACAGCGGUCGCCUGAGAGCCACCACCACCCCCCCUUCCCCCCCCCCCCCCCCCCACAGAGGUCCGUGCGUACGUUUUGGAGAAGCAGGCGGUAGGUAGGCCCGGGGUUGGGGGGAGUCGAGGGGAACCGGUUCUCUGACCACUUGCUCGCCGCCUGCUGCUGACGGCGAACCAUGAUGAAGACCGAAGCUUCUGCAGAGAGAACGAGCCUCCGCAGCUCCUCUCCGCACCGCAACGCUUACAGGACCGAUUUCCAGGCUCUCAGGACCACCUUCAGCAAAGCUGGCGGCGGAGGUGUCGGGACCGGGGUGGCGGCCGCUACUGCGGCCGCAGGCGACUCCAAGGCGAGGAAAGGGUCCGAGAAGCCGCCGUCGCCGCCGCCACCACCGCCGCAACAGAUGCAUCAGCAACUGCGGGGAAGGAAAUACGGCUCCAACGUUAACCGAAUCAAGAACAUGCUGUUCAUGCAGAUGGGCAUGGGGUCGGGCGAGGAGAACGCUGCUUCUGCCCGCCCCAGAGGCGGCGGCGGCGGCAGGGGGGCUCCCCCGUCCCCGCACCGCCGGGUCCGAGCCCGGGAUGUGGUGCAGGUUGCCCCCGGUGCUCAGGUCAAGCUGGCGGGUGGCGUGUGCGACCGGACGAGCCGAGUGGACUCUCGGCGAGAAGGCCCGGCGACCGGCUCCAAAUUUUCCGAGACCCGUAAACUCUUCGAGCAGAACGCCCGCGAGUCGGUGACUGCCCCGCACCCAGGCUCGCCCAAGAGGGAGAGGAAAUGUUCCCAGGACCAACUGCUGGACGAGCCGCAAGCGGUCCAGAGCCUCCGCCGGGAUAGAGGUAGCACUGAUUCACUGGACAGCACCUAUUCCAGGACAGAGACUGGAUCGUCUGCUGUGAGCUGCCCACUUUCCGCUCCCUCCCGGAACACCGAGGAACAGAUCUUGGCAGCUGGCAAAAGCUUUACGACGGGACACAAUGCCCUUGUCCCAAAUGCUUCGUCUAAGACACUUGAACUGCAAGAGCAGGGGCAGCAACAGCAGGUGGCUUCCAAAACUCCCUCUAUCCAGGGCCAAUAUGGGAUUUGUUUUGCAAACCAGGGUGCUACAGGUUCGCCUCGGAAAGGUGAAAAGCAUGAACACAUCUCGAGCCAAGUGGCAUUUCCACAAGAGACUGUAAAAUCCGUUUCAUUUAACCAGAGCAGCGCAGUGAAGGCAACGCAAAUUAAAUCUGGGAUUCACGAAUGUACAGAUAAUCGCGACGAAAACCAAGACGGAUCUAUCGGGGAUUUCGGGAAGCACUUAAAUACUGGUGCUAGCGUGAAGCAUCAUAAUGUUCCCGAUUCUCCUAAGUGCAAUGCUGUUGUAGCCGAAAUAUCUUCAGAUGCGAGAGGUUCAACAGCAAGUGAAAAUUCCUCUGAGGAUAGCACAGCUGAACGUUCUGGGCCUCCAGUCACCAGUCGAUCAACUGACAAAAGCGUCAAGAAUGAAUGUGCUAGAACUAAACCUAUCAUUCAAAGUGCGGAAAAUGAAGGUUGCAGUGUCGAAUCCGGAGAUGACACAGGUUGGGACCAAGCUUAUGAGGACUCAGAGGAACAAUUGGAUAGUGAUGAAAAUAAUUAUGAUCCCGGUUUGGAAUGUACAGAAGUAACAGGAUUGUCUGAUGAAGAUGAUGUUCCAGCCAAGAGGAAAAUUAAGUUCAGCACAGAUCCCAUAAAAGUAUUCCAUACUUACUCUAAUGAAGACUAUGAUAGGAGAAAUGAUGAAGUGGAUCCAGUUGCAGCAUCUGCUGAAUAUGAACUGGAAAAGCGUGUCGAAAGGCUGGAUCUUUUCCCAGUGGAACUUGAAAAAGAUGAAGAUGGUCUAGGCAUCAGUAUUAUAGGAAUGGGAGUUGGUGCAGAUGCAGGAUUAGAAAAAUUAGGAAUUUUUGUGAAGACCGUUACAGAAGGAGGCGCAGCUCAAAGAGACAGCAGGAUCCAGGUCAAUGAUCAGAUUGUGGAAGUGGAUGGAAUCAGCUUGGUUGGAGUUACCCAAAGCUUUGCUGCUACUGUUCUGCGAACAACUAAAGGCAAAGUUAGGUUCCUGAUUGGCCGAGAGAAACCGGGACAGAGCAGUGAAGUUGCUCAACUGAUCAGCCAAACUCUAGAACAAGAACGCCAUCAAAGAGAGCUGCUUGAACAACACUAUGUUCAGUAUGAUGCAGAUGAUGAUGAGACAGGAGAAUAUGCCACUGACGAAGAUGAUGAUGAUGAUGAUGAUGAUGAUGAUGAUGAUGAAGUGGGCUCAGUGCUUACUGGUGGUGAAAUGGCGAUUGAAGUGUUUGACCUGCCUGAAACCGGUGAUGUGCUUUCUCCCACAGAGGUGGAUGCCAACAAGAUUGCUCACAAAUUCAAAGAGCUACAGAUUAAGCAUUCCGUUACUGAAGCUGAAAUUCAGAAAAUGAAAGCUAAGCUUAAAUUAGCAGAGAAUGAGAAGGUUCAGUGGGAGCUUGAAAAAACACAACUUCAACAGAAUAUUGAAGAGAACAAAGAAAGAAUGUUAAAACUGGAGAGCUACUGGAUUGAGGCACAGACCCUAUGUCACACUGUGAAUGAACAUCUGAAGGAAACCCAGAAUCAGUACCAGGCUUUGGAAAAGAAGUACAACAAAGCCAAGAAGCUCAUUAAAGAUUACCAGCAAAAGGAAAUAGAAUUUGUUAAGCAUCAAGAUGCUGAAAAAAAGAAAUUUGAAGAAAUUGGAAAAGUACAUGCAGCAGAAGUUAAGAAACUUCAGAGCAGGAUUACAGAACUGAAGGUUGAGCUUCAAAAAUUGACAAGAACCAACGGGACGCAAGUGAACAACAAUAAUAACAUCUUUGGAGAGGAGCAAGACAGGCGAACAUCAGUGGAUACAAUGAGAGAAACUCCAAUUAAAGCAAUUGAUGGCUUGACAAGAAUGCAGAAGUAUCACCACAGCAAUUCAAUUGAAGGAGAAACUGAAUCUUCAACCGUAAAAUCAGCUGACUCAGAUGAGGUUUUUGAUUUCAAUGAAGCAGUGCCUGAAACAGAAAGAUUAGACAGUAAAGCACUAAAGGCUCGAGUUAAUCUUUCAGCCAAAUCAAAACGACAACGUCCCUCCAGGUGUAGGCUACAUGACAGUGUUAGUUCAACUGAUGGUGAUGAUAGUCUUGAACGGAAGGAUGCUGUGGGAGGGACCCCAACCUCAUCACCUUCAAAAUCCUGCCACAGUGCUGCGUUGCCUCCAUUGCAUCAAGUGGACAACCAAUGCAAAAUGAGAAAAUCUGAAGAUGACAGCAGAGCCAUUUCUUCAAAGAAAGUCAGAUCUUCUAUGAUUCAGAGAGAAAGCACAAAACAAAAGUUUCAUGAUUUUGGGUGUCCAUCACAAAAAACAUUUAGUAAAGGGAAAAAACAGAAAGACAAAGUGAAAGAAACCAAUAGACUCUCAUCUGGAAGCAGGAUCUCCAAUGAUACACUGGAAAGCUCAACAAGCAACAUUUCAGUAGGAGAAUCAUCCUCCUCCAUUCCACCUUGUGUACUAUUAUCCUGGUUUGGCGAAAGUGCUAAAAGAUACAACUCUUCCAGCAAUUUGCCAUCUCCUAGCAGCUCAACAGAACCAUCUUCUGAGAGCCUGAGCCCAGAAAAACAGAGAUUUAAGAAUUUCACCUACAUUGAUGACUUUAGUCCCAGUAGCACAAGUUCUGCUGAUUUGAGUGGAUUUGUUGCAGAACCAAAUUCUACAGGGCGCUCACACAUAUUGGCACUCUCCUCUGAUGAAAGCCUGGAUAUGAUAGAUGAUAAGAUCCUUGAUGAAGGACAGUCGCCCAAACACAAUCAAUGGAAGACUUGUGCUGUUUUGGAUUGGAGCACUCAUCAGGUUUCUCAUUGGCUUAUGGGACUAAACAUGGAACAAUAUAUUCCACAAUUUAUUGCCAAAAGUAUUGACGGAGAGCAAUUGCUGCAGUUGGAUGGAAACAAAUUGAAAGCAUUAGGUAUUAAUGUUUCUCAAGAUCGGGCCAUCAUCAAAAAGAAACUGAAGGAGUUGAAGUCAUCAGUUGAAAAAGCACGUAAAGCACAACAGAAAUUAGAGAAGCAAAGGGAAAAACAGAGAAAAAGGGAACAGGAACAGCUUCUGAAAAAGAAUAAGAAAACAAGCAAGUCACCGUUUCUAGCAGCAGAACCUGACACUGAAUUUGCAUCUAACAGAAGCACUGAGCAUCAUUAAUGGAUGGAUGAAAAUGUGUCAUUUACGUCUUCUCCAUCACUGUCUUGUCUGUGUAUUUUGUUUAUGAUCACAACAGUCAGUAAUUAGAGCCAGUAGUUAAUAUUUAAUGUAAUGCAAGUCUGCACAGCAUCAAAACAUUGAACAUAUUUUUAUAUGAAAUUUUGAUAACAUGGCAUUAUGCACUUUCACCAUCACUGUUUUAAAUUCCAUUGUACUACUUUGAAAGUAUUUUGUGGCUGCAAAUUCUUGGUUCUCAUUUAUUAAAAUGAAGCAGCAAACAAGUAUGGGCAUUUAAUUAAACUAAUUCAACAAAGUAGUUGAGGGCCAUUUUCCCAUUAUCAGAGAAGUUUACAGUAGUUUAGUUCACCACUGUUGGGUGUUAAUGUUUUUGUUUUAACAAGUACCAGACUAAUCUGCUGUUCCAGAGAUUUAUUAGUUAGGGCUAGUUAUUAACAAAGGAUGUAUUCUAAAUAAGUGUACAGGUUACAAUAUGUUUACCAUUUCAAUAGUGCAGUAAACUGAACCAAAUUGCUUGGGUCCAAAUACAGGUUUGUCUACUACAUUGUUCAGACAAUUGGUUUGAUGUACUUUUUUUUGCAUCUCUGGCCACCGAUGCAUUUGGUUUGCUCUGCUAUUUUUCUGUCCUUCAUUUGAAACAAUACCACUUCCUAUUUCUUAUAAGAAUGUUGUCUAUUUUCAUGGUUAUCCUUUUUUGGCUUCCUUGCAGUGUCCAGCAGGACAGGUAAUCUCUCUCACCCACCCCUCUGAAAAAUAUUAAAGCCUGUGAAGAAAGGAAAAGUAAUACCAAAAGUGACAUUUCACAUGAUGCUCUGCAAUGAAUUCUGCAUAUGCCUUUCAUCUAUUUAGGUCAAAAGGAAGAUCUAUCAUCCACUGUCCCAUUUAGAUCACUGCUCUAAGCGAAGCAGUAAUGUUCAGAUCAGCAUUGUUCCAUUGUCAAUUUCAUCUUUCCUAGUUGCAGUAAUGAUAAUUUUUUCCAUCUCACUUGUUGCAAUAUGCUUUUUGUGCUAUAUUUUUCAAUGAGAUUAAGCAUAUUAAAAAAUUUAACGACUCAACUACGUUAGGUUAUUUGUCUGCUAUGUUUUUAUACAAGUAUUGUAUCACUUACCCUCUUAUGUGCUGGAUAAUUAUUCCAGAUUUAUCACUAAUGUGAAAACUGCAAAAACAUAGCUAACUAAUUGCUGAGGUCAUAGUGACAAUUCUGUAAUUAACUAAAUCAGUUGGUCUGGUAUAUAUUGUUUCUUUUGAGAUAUUUUCUGCGUGUAGAUAGCUUUUUUUUCCCCAGUUCAAUGCUGUGAAGCUGAGGGGGAAAAUCUGAAAAUUAACUUUACAUACAAUUAAUAAAUGCCCAGAACAGUGAAAUAAAUCUAGCAAAUUUAUGAUAUAGUGAUCCAUAAUAGGAAGACCUGUACAGAGGGGAGUGUUUUUUUUUGAUAUAUUACAAACUAUUAAACGACGUUGUAUUGGUGUUUUUGCUAUUCUUAAUUGUGUAACAGUUAAUUAAUUUUGAAGUAAUAUGGUUACAUGUAGCUGAAGAAUGACAGGGGGCAGCUAACUAAGAAAUGCACUGAGGAUGUUGAAAUUGUUUUUAUUUGCUGGGUCUACCUAAUUGUAAGAUAAGUAUUCAAAAGAUGGCAGAAUUUAAUUUGAAUAAAAUGUGUACAAGUAGCAUGGCCUGAUGUCUGAUUUGAAGAGCUAUUCAGUGUUCCUCUUCCUGCAUGAUAAUGAAAACAUUGCCAUGCCUGAAUCUAGUCUUCUGUGCUUUGUGAUGUAUUGCAUUCCUAUGUUAUGUUUACAAACUUACAUUGUUUUAUUUUAAUGUUAAUGACAGGUGGGAGUUCAUAAAAACUAGUAUGUUUUUUGUUGAUUUAAAAUGCCUGUGAAACUACUUGGAUAAAUGUAAAUAAACAGCUCUCCAAUGAGUUAGCACUGUUGUCAGACAACAUGCAUUAAACAACUGAAAAGUCU
This is a messenger RNA of Pristis pectinata (smalltooth sawfish), 6237 nucleotides long. RefSeq names its product protein phosphatase 1, regulatory subunit 9A (gene ppp1r9a). Lineage: Eukaryota; Metazoa; Chordata; Chondrichthyes; Rhinopristiformes; Pristidae. The record is from RefSeq and is a predicted model, not a curated record. Gene Ontology annotation, biological process: calcium-mediated signaling; neuron projection development; actin filament organization. Gene Ontology annotation, molecular function: actin filament binding. The transcript has 21 exons. The coding region runs from base 214 to 4251 and encodes 1345 amino acids. Gene Ontology annotation, cellular component: postsynaptic density; cytoplasm; dendrite.